AUGCCCUCAGAGCACCGCCGUCGUCCUGCUGCUCCGGUACGUCCGACAUCGAUACGAGCCCUGAUCGCCUCGGCCGUCUUUCUUCUCCUCGCAUUCACCCACACGGUGACAGCAUUCACCGUUGCCAUCUCGGAAAAGGACGAGCUACGCCAGACAUGCUCCGGAAUGGUGGCAGGCGGCGAUAGCCACAUCGAAGCCUUCUUCCACAAGGGCGCUACGGGGACGGUUGCGACCAUGUUUUACGAAUUUGCCGAUUUCGACAAGCUUGGCAAGCUGAGCGACGACAGGGACGCUUUUGGAUACCAGCUCAAGAGCUACAUUUGCACUCCGAACGCGGUCACAGAAAAGCUGUGUACUACGGCACAGCUGGGUAGCUUUAUCGUCGACGAAAGCCAUGGCAAGGCAAGCACCGUGCAGCUGCAGAGGAUGGACUUCGGCCCGAGCGGAUCACCCGAGGAAACGACACUCCGCUACAACGUCACCAAGACCGGAUACUACUGCUUCGGUGCGACCGAAGUUCCGCUGCAAACCCUCGAGACCGCCGCCUCGGGUAAGGGUGACGUUUCCGUCCACGCCGCCUUCGAAGGUCGCGUCGAGUUCUUCAACAAGUUCAAGGGCAAUCUUCCUGCCGCCGAAUACCCCAAGCUCAAUUUUUACUUCGCUAUGACGGUUGCCUACAUCGCCUUGGGAUCCUACUGGCUUUCGCUCUGCAUCAAGCACAAGGACGAGAUCUUGACAGUGCAGUACUUUAUCUCGGGCACCAUUGCGUUCCUCGUCGUGGAGAUGGCUUCGCAGUGGAUCUACUACUAUUAUCUCAACGCCCAUUUGAUCGACUUCUUCAGGGUCAGAGAGGUGAAUGGCCACACGAGCGUUACGGCGGUGGCAAGAUUCUUACUCGUGUUGACGAGCAUUCUGGAUGCGGGUAGGAACUCGGUCUCAUUCUUCCUGCUGCUGAUCGUAGCCAUGGGAUACGGAGUCAUUCGGCCGUCCAUUGGAGCCGUGAUGACGAGGGUGCGAUUGCUUACGGCGGCGCACUUUGUGUUUGGUGUCCUGUAUUCGGUCGGCAUCGUGCUCAUCCAGCUGGACCAAGGAGGAGCUUGGAUCUUCGCUUUCAUUUUCCCGCUCGCCAUGACCUUGACCGCCUUCCUUACGUGGACCAUGAACUCGCUCAACCACAGCAUCGAGUAUCUCACCCAGCGCAAGCAGACCUUCAAGAAGUCCAUGUUUGUCAAGCUCCACCGUAUCUUGCUCGCAGCUGUUGUCAUUAUCUUUGCAUUCUUCAUCAUAUCGUCGGUCGCCUUUUCCCAAUCUGGUGGGGAAGGUUUUGCACCCAACACGUGGCAGUACCGGUGGUUCUUGCUCGACGGCUGGUUGGCGCUGCUGUACUUUGCCGUCUUCUCGGCCAUCGCAUGGGUGUGGAGGCCGACGGGCAACAACAUGCGCUUGGCCAUGUCGGACGAGCUGGCCACGGACGACGACCCUACGGCGGAGGGGUACGAGGUGGACACAUUUGCGGUACGAGGACCCGAUGGACCGGAGAGCGACGAUGAGGACGAUGAUGUUGAGGCGAAGAAGACCUCGCAGGGGAAUGUGCGGGGAGCGCCGAACGCCGAUGUAGUGUUCGAGAUCGGCGACGAGGAGGAUGGGGCGGACCAGAGUCGGGGUAGUGUUACCCCGGGUAGAAGGGUGGCAGGAGGAGGAGGUGAGAGGCAAGGCUUGAUGAGUGGCAGCGCGAAAAACUCGGAAGAGACGCUUGUGCCCGGUAAGAAGAAGGCUGACAAGAAUGAUUAA
Messenger RNA from Sporisorium graminicola, 1791 nucleotides. RefSeq lists its product as uncharacterized. Gene Ontology annotation, cellular component: Golgi apparatus; membrane. Lineage: Eukaryota; Fungi; Basidiomycota; Ustilaginomycetes; Ustilaginales; Ustilaginaceae. The record is from RefSeq and is a predicted model, not a curated record. The transcript has 4 exons. Gene Ontology annotation, biological process: retrograde transport, endosome to Golgi. Bases 1 to 1791 code for a protein of 596 amino acids.